Messenger RNA from Daucus carota subsp. sativus, 1770 nucleotides. RefSeq lists its product as uncharacterized. The record is from RefSeq and is a predicted model, not a curated record. Bases 163 to 1263 code for a protein of 366 amino acids. Gene Ontology annotation, cellular component: mitochondrion. The transcript has 12 exons. Gene Ontology annotation, molecular function: methionyl-tRNA formyltransferase activity. Lineage: Eukaryota; Viridiplantae; Streptophyta; Magnoliopsida; Apiales; Apiaceae. Gene Ontology annotation, biological process: biosynthetic process; conversion of methionyl-tRNA to N-formyl-methionyl-tRNA.
GUUGAUAAACCAACCAGCACCCUAUCAGUUAAAUUUACAGGCAGCCCUUCUUGCUUACUUGUUCACACAUAUACACACAUUUAUACUCUGUUAUGAUUAUUUUUUUUUAAUCCGAACCCAAAUUUAAUCUAAUAAAAAGCCCCCAAAAUCCCAUAAAUCAAAAUGCUUGCAUCAUCGCAAAUGCUUAGGCGUUUCUGUUGUAGUUCAUCAUCUUCUUGCUGUGUGAGUCAAUCUACUAAAAAGAAGCAACUUGUGUUCUUGGGUUCUCCUCAGGUAUCUGCUUCUGUUCUUGAUGCUCUUUUUAAUGCUUCCUCUGCUCCAGACUCUUUAUUUCAGAUUGCAGCAGUAGUUACUCAGCCACCUUCAGGAAGAAAUAGGGGGCGAAAAGUGAUGCCAUCUCCUGUUGCUCAACACGCCCUUGACAGAGAUUUCCCUUCUGAUCUUAUUUUCACACCUGCAAAAGCUGGCGAGGAUGUGUUUAUAGCCAACCUUAAAGCUUUGGAGCCUGAGCUUUGCAUUACUGCGGCGUAUGGAAAUAUUUUACCUAGCAAGUUUCUAAAAAUACCUUCUCUUGGGACAGUUAAUAUACACCCAAGUCUGCUGCCUCUGUAUCGCGGUGCAGCUCCUGUUCAAAGAGCAUUGCAGGAUGGUGCAAAAGAAACUGGAGUAUCAUUAGCAUUCACUGUCCGUGCACUGGAUGCCGGACCCAUUAUUUCUUGUGAAAGAAUGGAAGUUGAUGAUCAUAUUAAGGCACCAGAGUUACUUGAGUUGUUAUUUAAUAGAGGAUCGGAGCUUCUGAUCCGUGAGCUACCCUCGAUAUUUGAUGGAUCAGCAAUGGUUAAUGCAAAACCUCAAGAUGAGUCUGCAGUUACCUUAGCCCCAAAGAUAACACCUGAGGAGUCUUGGCUAUCUUUUGAUGAAGCAGCUUCGGUCCUGCAUAAUAAAGUUCGGGCAUUUGCAGGGUGGCCAGGGACCCGAGCAAAGGUUGUAGUAUGGGACCAGAAAAGUGGCCAGCAGAGUGUUAUUGAGCUCAAAAUCAUUACUACCAGAAUCUACAGCACUAACAAUAAUCAGAGUUACGAAACUGAUGAAGUGAUUUAUACAAAAGGUUCUCUGCUGAUUCCGUGUGGUGGAGGCACAACACUUGAGGUGACCGAAGUUCAGCCUCCCAGCAAAAAGGUGAUGAGUGCAGCUGCAUUUUGGAAUGGAUUGAGAGGUCAGAAGCUGAAGAAAUAUAGUCAGGCUGGCGCUGUUCUUGCAUAGUAAUGCUCGGUUUCAGGGACGAAUGUCAUUAAGUACAGGCAGACCUAAGUUUGAUUCAAGCAUUGUGAAGCUUUGCAGAGACCAUUAGGAGCCGAGAAAUUCUCCACUUAAUAAGCAUACAGGUACAUAUGCUCAAAUAUUUCUACCGCCCAAUGCUUGUUGAUUUUGGACUAUCACUGCCUAUUUUGUAAAAUCAUUUCAAGGAUUAUGCUGUGUGAUAUAUGGACCACCACUUUUCGGGAUUCCUAGGCUGCACCAGCAAACGAAUUGUGACCAUGUGAGUUAAUUUUGUAGGAUUAAAUCUGUUUUUAGCGAAACUUUAUGAUGGCCUUUGUAAGAAGCAAUCUUUCUUCACUAGCAAGGAAUUGUGAAUGUUCCUGCUCAUCUUUUGAGCAAGUUAUUCCAAUUUAUAAGGUGCACCUAACCGUGCCAAACCUUCUUAUUUAGCUGUCGAAUUUUAUAAAUGGCUUUACCUACAAAGAUAAAAAGUUGCCAAAAGUUUUUUAA